CCGCAGCGCAGCCCCACUGCCUCUGCUCCAAUCACGGGCAGCCUCGCGCUCCCCUGGUAGGUCUACUCGCCAACCUACUGUCUCACAUUUUGAUAGAUCAUUCCGGAGCUAUAAACGCGCAUCAACACAACUUGAUUUUUCCUUGCUACCCGAAGAUGAGAGUGUCCAUCGCGGUGCCCUCUGCAUGCUUUACCUCCUAACUCGGGCUCUAGACCCGCAGCUGGGACGGGAGAGAGAGCAAGCAACCUCUCUUUUCUCUCAUCAUCACUAGCUUGGUGUUCCAAGGACACGGGGAGCGAGCCGACAGUCGACGACAAUAAUUGUACGAUAUUUGUGUAUCCUUUCUCAUUUAAACAAACUUCAUCAUCCUGUCUUUCACGCUGGGCACAGAAGCAGAGAGAAGAAGAAGAAGGCUCCGCAUCGCUAUUUCUACCGUGGAAAUACAUUUGGUGGGGUUUUGUGCCCUGUCCGUAUUUGGUGAACCCUGGAUUUAGUGAACAUGGAGACGGUGGAGAAGGAGUGCGGGGCGUUAGGUGGACUAUUCCAGGCGAUUGUCAAUGAUAUGAAGUGUUCAUACCCCGUGUGGGAGGACUUCAGUGCCAAGGCCACCAAACUGCACUCCCAGCUCCGGACCACAGUGCUGGCGGCAGUGGCCUUCCUGGAUGCCUUUCAGAAGGUGGCGGACAUGGCCACCAACACCAGAGGUGCCACCAGAGACAUUGGAUCAGCUCUUACCAGGAUGUGCAUGCGGCAUCGCAGCAUCGAGGCCAAACUGCGCCAUUUCACCAAUGCUCUGAUGGAGAGCUUGAUCACUCCUCUCCAGGACAGGAUUGAGGAUUGGAAGAAGACCGCCAACCAGCUGGACAAGGACCAUGCCAAAGAGUACAAGAGAUCUCGUCAUGAGAUCAAGAAGAAGUCCUCAGACACCAUGAAACUGCAGAAGAAGGCCCGGAAAGAAAUCCAGGGCCGAGGGGACCUGCAGCCCCAGCUGGAUAGUGCCAUGCAUGAUGUGAAUGACAUGUACCUGCUGAUGGAGGAGACAGAGAAGCAGGCGGUGCGCCGCGCUCUGGUGGAGGAGAGGGGACGCUUCUGCACCUUCAUCGGCUUCCUGCAGCCUGUGGUGAAUGGAGAGAUUGCCAUGCUGGGAGAGAUCACUCACCUCCAGGCCAUUAUUGAUGACCUCACUGUGCUCACCACUGAUCCCCACAAACUGCCCCCCGCCAGCGAGCAGGUGAUUAAAGACCUGAAGGGUUCAGACUACAGCUGGUCCUACCAGACCCCUCCCUCCUCCCCCAGCAGUUCUGGCUCCAGGAAGAGCAGCAUGUGCAGCAGUGUCAACAGCGCCCACAGUAGCGCCUCUCGCUCCUCCGGAGGCUCUCAGACUCACUCACCCAGUUCGUCCUAUCGCUACCGCAGCCUGGCCCAGCCGCCACCAGGGAACGCUCACCGCCUCAGCAGCGUCUCCUCCCACGACUCAGGCUUCAUAUCACAGGACGCCAACGUCUACUCCAAGCCUCCCUCGCCCAUGCCCUCUGACAUCACCAGCCAGAAGUCAUCAAGCUCCGCAUCCUCCGAGGCAUCCGAGACCUGCCAGUCAGUCAGUGAGUGCAGCUCUCCCACAACGUUUGGCUCGUCCUUCGCUACCUUCCGUCCUGCUCUCUCUCACACUGGCUCCAUCAGGCCUCUCUCUGUCAUACUUCCUGCGUCCCCACCCUAUAACUGCUCCCCUGGAUCCAACACUACCUCUCCCACAUCAAAGGUUCCUUGCUGGAAGGAUUGGUCCAAGGCAGGUUCUUAUGAGCAGCCAUUGGCUGCCACGCUUCAGCGGCGGAAGGAGCCCCUGGAUAGGCUGAGGGAGAGCGAGGUAUCCCCGGGCUCCCAGGGAUAUGCUGGUGCUCACCCAGACGAUGUCCAGAGGCCCCGAAUGACCCCCGCCACCAUCGCUGCCAAGCACGGCGAAGAGGUGUCUCCAGCAGCCAGUGACCUGGCCAUGGUCCUGACCCGUGGUCUCAGCAUGGAGCAGCAGAAGAGUAACAGGGACUCCCUGCAGUACUCUAGUGGCUACAGCACCCAGACCACCACGCCCUCCUGCUCCGAGGACACUAUCCCCUCUCAGGGGUCGGAUUAUGACUGCUACUCUGUGAAUGGAGAUGCCGAAGGUGAGGCGUCAACUGACUUUGACAAGUCCUCCACCAUCCCCCGCCACAGCAACAUCGGCCAGAACUACCGCCGCAUGAUCCAGACCAAGAGGCCGGCCAGCACCGCUGGUCUGCCCAGUGGGGCCCAGGGCGGAGUGCCUGGAGGGGGAGGGGGCAUUGGGACCCCUGGGACUGCCACCAUCCGCCGAACCCCAUCCACCAAGCCGGGUGUGAGGCGCACCCUGUCCAACGCGGGCCCCAUCCCUAUCCGCCCCCCCAUAGUGCCAGUGAAGACACCCACGGUGCCUGAUGCUCCUGGGGGGUACCCCGGGCCUCCGGUACGUGUGGGCAGUGAGGAGUGCGUGUUCUACGUGGCGGAUGACUCCUCCCCCAACACGUUGGAGUAUGUGAAGGCCUCUCCCAAGCGUCUGAGCCUGCCCAACACAGCGUGGGGGUCUGGGGGAGCGAUGGAGAUGAGUGUGUAUGUCCAGCACGGCUCUGAGGAGGACCAGAUGAUAGCCGCUAACCGCCACAGCCUGGUGGAGAAGAUAGGAGAGCUGGUGGCCAGUGCCCAUGCCCUUGGGGAGGGACAGUUCCCCUUCCCCAACCUUCCUGAUGACCCCCCACCUGGCCCGGCCCCCCAGCACGACCCCCAGGCCACCGGGUCAGGCACCGACGUGCUGGUGUCCAUCCGCAGGGGUGUGCGGCUCCGCAAGACCGUCUCCAACGACAGGUCAGCGCCCAGGAUUUUGUGAUGGUCCGGAGCGGAGGUAGCGCAGCCUGCACCCACCGUGGUGCCCCAACCACUACAUACAGUACUGACUCUGUAGUAAAGAAGUGAAUAUGACAACAGAAGAUUACAAAAAAACUAGUUUUAAUUAGACGUAAAUGAUAAAUAACAAUAAUAAUGCUGAUAAUGAAAAAGUAAACAAUGAAUAAUAAUGACAGGCUCUGGCCACUAUAACUCUGUCGUGUCUGGGCGCAUGUUUGUUUAAUUAGCACCACCAUCACCAUGGGAUCCUCAGACUGUAUAUAGAGAGACUGUCUGGACUGACUGCCGAGAGAGAGACUGUUUAUAGGGACCUGGACUUCCAGCCACCCUCUCCACCUCCUCCCACAACCACCCAACUCCUCACCCAACCUCUUACACCCCCCCCCCCCCCCCCCCCCAUUCUAGAGUAAAACAGAGGGAAGCAGGUGGCGGAGAGACAGAUGAAAAGUGGGGUCAAUAGGGGGUCCCAUCUCUCCCUUUAGCUCGGGCCACAAGGCUCUGACAAUGCACUGUUAGCUUUAAACCAUGGCUAACCGUGUGUGUGUGUGUGUGUGUGUGUGUGUGUGUGUGUGUGUGUGUGUGUGUGUGUGUGUGUGUGUGUGUGCGCGCGUGUGUAAGAGGUGGGCAGAGUUCUGCUGCAGGUCAGCCGGUUGUAUUUGAGGGUGGGGCUUCUCUCCUCUGUGUCGUUUGUUGUUACCCUCACACAGGGCACACACUGGCUAAAUCAAUGUCGUUUCCACAUCAUUUGAAUGAAAUAAUGUUGGACCGACGUGGAAUAGAUGUUGAAUUGACGUCUGUGCCCAGUGGACUGUUUUUAUUGUGACAUUUGAUUUCCUGUUACCACUGUAUGAGAAGCUACAAAAUGAAGCCAGGCAUAUAUAUUUUCUAAUUCCAGAGAGAACAUGUUAAUAAGAAAUGGAGCAAUAAAUGUGUUUUAUUUUCUGCUUGCGGAGUGGAGGAGAAACAGAAGCUGUUAUCUUAGGUUUAGGUUCUCUUUUUUUAACUUGCAGGCAAUCAUCAGGCAUGCUCAAGUACACAUGACAGUGGCUGUCUAACUUUGGCCAUUGGCUUUUCUCAAGUCCUGGCCUGAUGUGUUACAAAAAAACAGAAAAAUCCUAGAAAACUGAAGCACUUUGAAGGUUAGUUUCUAGUGUGACCACUAGGAGUCAGUGUGGUCACGCUAUGUGAUGAGACGAGGGUGCUGGGGGACUGAGACAGUUGGUUGUCAUGCGGUGUGCUGAGUGCGUGCCACAGACCAGUGAGUGAAGCAGUUCAAUUGGUGAGAGAAUAGGAAGAUCG
Molecule: messenger RNA, 4209 nt
Organism: Oncorhynchus mykiss (rainbow trout)
Lineage: Eukaryota; Metazoa; Chordata; Actinopteri; Salmoniformes; Salmonidae
Source: RefSeq, a predicted model, not a curated record